AUGUCGUCUGACACGGCUACUGCUGCUGAAGCGCAGGUGAGCUCGGCCGGCGCAAACGGCGAUGCUAUCAAUGGAGCUGCCAGCGGAGCUGCCAACGGAGCUGCGAAUGGAAUCAAUGGAACCGCCAACGACGUGUCCUCGACCGCCAUCGACCCUGCCGACAUCCCCCAGGCCCCUCCUGUUCCGCCUACACCGUCACCACCACCGACAGCACGCACUGCCAAGCGCCAGUCCCACGUCGUCUCGUUUGACAAAACACUCGAGAACACCCUCAAGCUCCAGACACACGACUUUGACAUCCAAGACAACGACCUUGUUGUAGUUGGUAUGGGUGCCCACUGUGAGGUGAAUUUUGUAUUGCGAAGAACACAAGAUGCUAACGGCCUGCCUGUGUCCAGACAAGGCAAAGCGCAAAAAGAACCGCCACACAUGCAUGAGUUGUAUGUAUUUCACACAACGGCCACACAGCACCAGUUCUCUAGAUCCAAAGCUAACCGCAAUGCAUGCUGCCUGCCAGCCUCCGCCGCCGACUACCGCCUCUCGAUCCCCCUCUACAAUGUCCUGUGGGCCUCCGUGUCCGACGACAACCGCCGCCUCGUCAUCGACUACGCCGAGGUCGCCUCCAAGACCCGCAUCCGGCCCGCCAAGUUUACUGUCUCGCUCGAGCCAUCCGGGCCCGACUGGCCGACGCCCGCCGAAGUCGCUGCCUGGGCGGAGCUGCUGCGCAACCGCGCGUAUGGCGACGUCCCCCAGCGGCGGCGUGCCUAUGUGCUGGUCAACCCGCACGCCGGUCCCGGCGGCGCCAUGAAGAAGUGGGAGCACGAGGCCCGCCCGCUGCUGGACGCUGCGCGUCUGUCCCUCACCGUCGUCACCACCGCCUACUCCGGCCAGGCCAUUGAGCUGUGCACCGCCCUCGACAUUGAUGCGUACGACAUGGUCUUGGCCUGUUCGGGCGACGGCCUGCCGCACGAGUGCUUCAAUGGCCUGGGGAAGCGGCCCGACGCGCGCCGCGCGCUCGAAAAGGUUGCUGUGGCCCACGUGCCCUGCGGCAGCGGCAACGCCAUGGCCUGCAACCUCUACGGCAGCCACCACGUCAGCGUCGCCGCCCUGGCCAUUGUCAAGGGCGUCGUGGCGCCCCUGGACCUGGCCAGCAUCACGUACGGCGAGACCCGCCUGCUGAGCUUCCUGAGCCAGGCCGUGGGCGUCAUGGCCGAGGUCGACCUGGCCACGGAGAACCUGCGCUGGAUGGGCAGCGCGCGCUUCACGUGGGGGUUCAUUGAGCGCCUGCUGGCCCGCAAGGUGUACCCCUGCGACCUGGCCGUCAAGGUCGAGAUUGAGCACAAGGACGACGUCAAGGCGCACUACUCGCGCCACCAAGCGCCCGCCAAGGGAAGCCGCACCACCGGCAAGAGCACCGGCACCAGCACCAUAAAAGCUGCUGGCAAGACCUCGGCCGCGGCAGCAGCAGAAUCGUCUGCGACAACGACCGUUGCCGCCGCUGACGCCGAUGCAGGCGCUGCAUCUGGCAGCGGCGGCGACACCAGCGACCAAAGUUUGCCGCCGCUGCAGUUUGGCACCGUCAACGACCCGCUGCCGGACGACUGGGAGACCAUCCCCGAAGACAAGAUGGGCAACUUUUUCUGCGGAAACAUGGCGUACAUGGCCCCCGAUACCAGCUUCUUUGCUGCGGCGCUCAUGGCCGACGGCCUCAUGGACCUCAUCACCAUUGACGGCGACAUCUCCCCGGCCAAGUCGCUCGGCAUGCUCUUGACCGUCGAGGACAACCGCCUGUUUGACAACCCGCUCGUCCGCUACCGCAAAAUCUCCGGCUUCCGCCUCACGCCCCGCAACCAAAAGGACGGCUACAUCAGCAUCGACGGCGAGCGCAUCCCCUUCUCGCCCUUCCAGGCCGAGGUCCACAAGGGCCUGGGCCGCGUCAUUGCCAAGCGCGCAACCCCCGGCUACGAAGCACCGGGCCCGCUGAACUGGGACAAGAUGGCGCCCGUUGAGCGGAUCAUGGCAUAG
Sporothrix schenckii 1099-18 is the source of this 2025-nucleotide messenger RNA. RefSeq names its product sphingosine kinase. Gene Ontology annotation, cellular component: intracellular membrane-bounded organelle; cytoplasm; membrane. The transcript is spliced from 2 exons. Gene Ontology annotation, biological process: sphingosine biosynthetic process. NCBI's taxonomy places the organism in Eukaryota, Fungi, Ascomycota, Sordariomycetes, Ophiostomatales, Ophiostomataceae. Bases 1 to 2025 code for a protein of 674 amino acids. The record is from RefSeq and is a predicted model, not a curated record.